CGCCAAUUCUAUCAUCAACAAGUUUAAUACAAUCACAAAUUCGUUCUACUACAAUGGAAGUAUUACCAAAUAAAAAACAUUGUUCUUUGAAAGAAAAAUCUUUGCGUAAAGUUAAAAGUGAAUAUGAUAUAAUUACUGUUGUGGAUGAUGGUGAAAAUGAAAAUAAAAUAUUAACCCGAAAACGUUCUCGCAAAUUCGAUAACGUAAUAGGCAUAACUACUCGUCAAACACGUACAAAAACAAAACAUCAAAUUUCGAGUAAUAGCACUUUAGGUGAAGAAGAGAGCGAAGAAAAUGAACGUUAUCAACAUUGUGAACAUUGUCCACUUUUAUAUCAGUUAUCUCCAGAACAACAACGUCAAGCAUCAACACCAACAAUAUCGAAAAAAGUCAUUAAAGAGCAAAAAUGUAAUUGGUAUAAAUGUAAACGUGGUCUAAUUCCUGGUUCAUUAUUUGAACAUUUAAUGGAACAUGUACAAGAGCAAAAAAAGAAAAAAAAAGAACAAUGCCUCUGGGUGGGAUGUAAAGUAUUCAAAACACCGUCCAAAUGUGCAAAUUAUUUAGAGAAACAUAUUCAUAAGCAUACAAACGAAAAACCUUAUCGUUGCGUAUUUGAUAACUGUUUUGAAAAAUUUACUACUCAAAAUGCUGUCGAGCGACACGUUCAAACACAUUUGAAAGCAGAUGAAUCAGCAUUCAUGAAUGGUAAUUGUGAAACUGAUUCGAUAUUUAUGGCAGUUAGUGGUGACAGUGCCAGUCAUGUCACAAAAUCAGAUAAUGAUUAUAGUGAUAAUAAAAUAGCUAAUCAACAACAUCAACGAACAGUAUUAAAUAGUAAAAUGAGUAAUAGUAAUUACAGUGGUAAUCACCAGAAUAAUUUAAUAAUCAAUAAUAAACCAUCACAACAACAAACAAAAAUAAAUCGAAAAAGAAAAGCAGCCAAAGUAAAUGGUGUUCAAGUAACUUAUGUAUCAAAUCGUGAUUGUUUUACGGAUAGCGAAGCAUUUCAUUUAAAUCGUUUAUUUGAAUCUUGGCCAUAUAUUUCUGUAGAAAGCGAAGAUCCAACAAUUGUAUUAGAGCCAAAUGUUACCAUGAAACGUCAAAUUGGUGAUGUGACAGAAAACUUUAUUGAAUGGCAACCAGAGGGCGUAUGUUUGAGCGAAUGGAUACGAUCAAGAGUGGCUCAUGUUGACAAGAAAAAAAUUUCCAUUCAAGAAUUAAAUAGUGAACAAUUAAAUCGUUUACUUCCUCCCGUUUAUAAAUAUCGUCAACAACCACAUCACGAUAUCGGAGCGAAUAGCUCUGAAAUAGAAAAUUCCAGUUCAGAAGAUGAAGACGAAGAAGAUUUAGUGGAUAAUUGCUGGGACGAUGAAACAGAUGAUCAAGGUCAUUGUAGUGAAGAUAAUUUGUCAAAUGAAGACGAUGAUGAAUAUGUUUUAUUGAGAGAUUCAUCUCAAACACAAAGAGCGACAUUUGCUGGUAUCCGGGUGUUUGACAAAAUCAAUCCAAAACGAUCAAGUUCUUACUUUCAUGUCAAGAUUGGCGACAAAUGGAAAUACUUAUUCAAACAAUCAGCUUGUUGGCUGCUAACAGACAAUAAAACACAUUCAUCCAGUGAUAGACUGAAACAUGUUAUGGAAUCUGGACAACAAGAAUAA
Didymodactylos carnosus is the source of this 1658-nucleotide messenger RNA. Lineage: Eukaryota; Metazoa; Rotifera; Eurotatoria; Philodinida; Philodinidae. The record is from the annotation of a GenBank genome assembly.